Molecule: messenger RNA, 2439 nt
Organism: Amborella trichopoda
Lineage: Eukaryota; Viridiplantae; Streptophyta; Magnoliopsida; Amborellales; Amborellaceae
Product: arogenate dehydratase 3
Biological process (GO): L-phenylalanine biosynthetic process
Cellular component (GO): cytoplasm; chloroplast
Molecular function (GO): prephenate dehydratase activity; arogenate dehydratase activity
Source: RefSeq, a predicted model, not a curated record
AAUUUCAAUUUCAAUUUCAACUACAGGGGUAGGUGCACGAUUGACUGACCGACUCCACGCCCCUCUCUCUCUCUCUCUACUUUCUCUCUCUAAACUGAUUCGUAUAUAUGCUCUGCGAACCCCACAUUUUCUUUUCAGCUUGAGUUCUCUGAACACCAAGCUUUCCCCCACCUACCACAAGAACCCAUCUUAGAGAGAGAGAGAGAGAGAGGAGGGGAGAGCUGUUUCCUUCUCCCAUCUUAGAGAGAGAGAGAGAGAAAGUGUGUGUGUGUUAGCCCUUGAUCCCCCAAUUUUAGAUAGAGAGUCGAGUUCAAAGAAGGCCCUUUCCGAUCUCUCUGCAACUGCCAGAUUGAAAGAAACCCCAGUAACAGACAGACCGUAGAAUCCCCUUUUCUCUCUCCUCAACUUCUAGAGAGAGAAACCCCAAUCGAAAGGCACAAAUGAAGGCCAUCCCAUUAAACUCCAGCUUGCACAGCUCCGCCCUAGCCGAGCCCCAUCAUUCCCUGCAAUGUCCACUGGUGGCGCCAUCCCGCCUCCUGCAUCCCCGCCACCGCCUGCGUCCCAUCAUCCACUGCAGCAGUGUCAAUGGCGUUCACGGCGCCGCCACCCACAGCCGUGCCGCCUGGCAGAGCUCCUGCGCUAUCCUCUCGAGCAAGGUCGUCGCCGAGCAGCAGAAGGUCGAUAAAGGUACCGACAUGGUCUCCCCCGCCAUCAAUGGCCACAAGUCCCUUGACCUUGUCCCUGUCGGGAAUGCUGGCGUAAACCUCCCGAAGCCCCUCUCGAUCUCGGACCUUGCGCCCGCCCCGAUGCAUGGCUCCAGUCUGCGCGUCGCAUACCAGGGCGUCCCCGGGGCAUACAGCGAGGCCGCCGCCGGCAAGGCAUAUCCUGACUGUGAGGCGAUCCCCUGUGACCAGUUUGAGGUGGCCUUCCAGGCGGUGGAGCUUUGGCUGGCAGACCGCGCCGUGCUUCCCGUCGAGAACUCCCUCGGCGGCAGCAUCCACCGCAACUACGACCUCCUGCUCCGCCACCGCCUCCACAUCGUUGGCGAGGUCCAGUUGCCGGUCCACCACUGUCUCCUCGCCCUCCCCGGCAUCCGCAAGGAGUACCUCACCCGCGUCAUCAGCCACCCCCAGGCCCUCGCCCAGUGCGAGCACACCCUCACCAAGCUCGGCCUCUCUGUCGCCCGCGAGGCCGUCGAUGAUACCGCUGGUGCUGCAGAGUUUGUCGCCGCAAACGGCCUCCGCGACACCGCCGCAAUCGCCAGCGCCCGUGCCGCCGAGCUCUACGGCCUCUCCAUCCUCGCCGAUGGCAUCCAGGACGACUCCAGCAACGUCACCCGGUUCGUCAUGCUUGCCCGCGAGCCGAUCGUGCCCCGCACAGAUCGGCCGUUCAAGACCAGCAUCGUCUUCGCCCAUGAUAAGGGCACCUCGGUGCUCUUCAAGGUCCUCUCCGCCUUCGCCUUUCGGAACAUCAGCCUGACCAAGAUCGAGAGCCGGCCGCACCGCAACCGGCCGAUCCGGCUCGUCGACGACGCCAAUGUUGGUACUGCCAAGCACUUCGAGUACUUGUUUUAUGUGGAUUUUGAGGCCUCCAUGGCCGAUGUGAGAGCUCAGAAUGCCUUGGCCGAGGUCCAGGAAUUUACAACUUUCUUGAGGGUAUUAGGGUCAUAUCCCAUGGACAUGACCCCAUGGAUCCCAUCUCGUGAAAACUCCUAAGUCCUAAACAUGAACCAACAGAGGAGAGACAGAUAAAAAAGGUCAAAUUUGCCCUUAACACCCAACCUUCUCUCUCCACCACCUUCCCCUACAACAAGAAAACCCAAAUUUCUUAAACCUUCCAAUUCUCUCUCCUCUUUUCUCUCUCUACCCAAAUGUGUCUUAGACCCACGCAUUCUCUCUCUUUUUUCUCUCUCUAGGCCAAAAUGCGUCUUGAACCCACCAAUUUUCUCUCUCUUACCCUAAAGCCAAAUGUUUUAAAACCCUCCAAUUCUCUCUACAAAAAGCCAAAUAGGUCUCUGAAACCCACUCAUUCUCUCUCUUGGCCCAAAAUGUCUUGAACCCCUUCCCCCAAUUCUCUCUCUUCCUUCUCUCUCUUGACCUAAUCCCAAAUGUGUCUUGACCCACCAAUUUUCUCUCUCUUGAACAAAAGCCAUUUGUCCUAUACCCACCAAUUCUCUCUUCUUUCUCUCUCUAGCACCUCUUCUUUUUCCUUCGUUUUUCUUUUUUCACACUGUAAGCCUGCGUCCGAUGUGUAUGUAUUGUUUAUUUUUAUUUUUAUUUUUAUUGAGAGGGAAGGAGAUGCAUCAAAAUGUAAAUCUCAACCUAUCUUAUUUUAUUGCUUCUUUCGGUUUCAUGCAAUUCACAUAUUGGGAGUUGCAAAGCGUGGAAAGUAAAUGUGAAAUAUUGUUGUUAUAAUGCAUCAAUUUUUAUUAUUUAUUGA